This is a messenger RNA of Struthio camelus australis, 780 nucleotides long. NCBI's taxonomy places the organism in Eukaryota, Metazoa, Chordata, Aves, Struthioniformes, Struthionidae. The record is from RefSeq and is a predicted model, not a curated record.
AUGCCGGGCGGCUCGUCCCCUGCGCCGGCUGCCCACGCCGGCACGGUGACCUUCCUCCCAGCCAUGUUAACUCUCCCUGCAGGUGGCUCAGCCACCUUCUUCUGCAACAUCUCCAUGGAGAAUGUCUCAGGCUUGGAGUACAGCCUCAACUGGUACAAAGAGACCAACCACAGCCAGCCCCAAAAAAUCGCUGAGAUCAGCCGUAACAACCCGCAGACAAAGACGGAGAAGUACCUGCUCACCAACUACACUCCUGCCUUCAAGAUUGAGAUCCUGAACCUUCACCAGAAUGACUCGGGCUCCUACUACUGCGGACUGAUCGCCUUCCUCCAACCCAAUAAAGUGAUUGAGAGCAACCGGUCCCACCUCGUGGUCACAGCAGCUCCUGAGAAAACAAACGGCACUGAUGAGCCUCAGAUAGAGGAAGGCAACCCCCCAGAGCACAUCAAGGCCGUGCUCGUGGGCAUCCUGUUGCUGGUCGGUGCUGUUGUGCUCCUGAUCUUUGGCUACCUUACUGUCACAUACAGGAGAGGAGAUGCGCAGAAACCACCAAGUGAAAACGCACCGACGAAGGAGGAGAAACCACCGGAGGUGUCUGUGUCCACUGUGGACUAUGGCGUGUUGGAGUUUCAGUGGGACCAGCGCACGCAGAUGCCCCCCGAGAAGCAGCCAGCUGACCAGACUGAAUACGCCACCAUCAUCUUCCCUGAGGAGAAACCAGUUACGCCAGAGCGGGGGAAGAAAAACCAGAACCAGAGGAGCUGGCAAGUGCAGCCAUAG